CCUGCUGUGAAUGUGUGCGACUGUGUGUCAGACGUACCCAUCAUGGCCCCUGAGCAGCAGCUGAUCAGACGGACCGCCGCACCGCCGUCCUCCUCCACCCUGCCGGUGAGAGCCAGACACCGGCACCGGUGAAGAGGCUCCAUGUCUCCGUCGUCCUCCAUCAGGUAUCUGAGCAGGAGGGCUGCGCUCCAGCCCGCCAGAGCCAUGAAUACGGAUUAUACUACGAAUCUAUCGGUACAGCAGGUGCUCAGCCUUUGGGUCCACGGCACGGUACCGACCCUCCAGCACUUUACAGAGAUGUGGUACUGGGUGUUCCUGUGGUGUCUCUUCUCAUCUCUGUUCGUUCACAGCGCUGUUGGUCUGCUCAUGUGUGUGACACUACAGCGUCAUAAGCGAGGUCGUCUCAUCACACUGGUGCUCAUCAGUGUGGGCUUUCUGGCCUCUCUUACCGGAGGAGUCAUCACCAGUGCAGCAGUGGCAGGUGUAUAUCGUGUGGCAGGGAGGGACAUGGCUCCGUUGGAAGCUUUGGUGUUCGGUGUGGGCCAGACAAUAUUCACUGUCAUCAUCUCAUUCUCACGGAUCUUGGCCACGCUCUGAAUGGACAGGCUCAUUAACUAACAAACCCAACAGCAAACUUGCCGUCAGAAGAGGCGGGAACAAGAUUAAGUGGGCUAGGAUGAGGUGAGUGUGGUGAAAUCACAGAUGUGUGACCUGUGGUACAAAGAGAUAAGCUGUAGGUGUCACUCAUGACCAAUGGACCUCUUUGAAACCCUGUGGAACUGUUUGGAGAAUCUGACUGUUCAAAUCGCUAAAGCAAAAACAGCAUUAGAGCUGUUCAAAGACCAGUCACAGAAACUCAAUGAACGUGCCAAUUGCCUCAAUGGUGGAGAACUGAGAAGACUCUUUGGACAUUUGUUCAUUGUCUUCAUUUAACAUUUGUUUUGUUUUUGCACAUGGAUUGCUGCAGCUUUAAGUAAACUGCAUUGGAGUUGCAUUAGAGCGAUACAGUGGAAACAUGUGCCCAUAAUGCCUGCCUAUCUAUCUAACUAUCUGUCUAUCUUUCUUUCAUUCUUUUCUGUCUGUCUGUCAACCACCCUUUCAUUCUUGUCUGUCUUUCAAUCACUCUUUCAUUAUUGUCUGUCUGUCUGUCUCUCAACCACUCUUUCAUUCUUAUCUAUCUAUCUAUCUAUCUAUCUGUCUGUCUGUCAAUCACUGUUUCAUUCAUAUAUCUGUCUGCCUGUCUGUGAAUCGUUCUUUCAUUCAGUAUAUCGUUCUAUCCAUAUAGAUUUGACCGUUCUGUCUAUUGCUGGAUCUGUUUAUCGAUCUAUCGUUCUGUCUAUCUGUGAGCUGGACUGCUUGAAAGAUUCCAAUUUGUAUUAUGGAUUUUCACUGUGGUCCAACAGUAUUACCACAUCCAGUUUUCUUUUCUGAAAGAAAAUGGCUUCCAUUUUGCACUUUGUCUUAAAAGUGUGAUUUCUGUUGAACGUUAUGCUGGGGUGCUGCUUAACAACAAUAUGGACCUUAAUUCAAGGAGGUUUAGUUGUAAUCUGGUCUCUGUUAGCCAAUAUGAACUUAUCCACAAUGGAAUAAUGCCUUUUUUAACAGGGAAACAAUACAAUAUGGAGUCAAUUAUGGUAUUUAGUCAAAUUACAGUUUUAAUACAAUACAAAAUAAGACUCACUAUGGCCUAUAACCUCUUUGUCACGCACUAUUUUGGUUUGAUGUAAUCCAUUGUUUGGAUUAUAUCAUAGGGAAUAUGCCCUAUAAGUAUUCAAGUCUAUUAUGUUGUCCUUGUAAAAAUGUUAUUUCACAGUAAUCCGAGUCUUUAUGCAUAAUCCUAUUUUAUCCAACUUUACUGUCGCAAUACUCUCCCUGCUCGUUUAAGGGGAUUUUAAACCUCAGGCCUUAAAAGACGAUACAGACACCUCUGUGAGUUGAGUAAACACUGGUAUACAUCCUGGACUCCACAGUUUGACAGACUCGUGUUGUCUCUUAAUCUGAAUAGUGGAACUUGUAAUAGAAAUACAUCAAUAUUUAAAUACCCUCAUGUCAUCACAAAUGUGUAUGAUGUUAUUUUUCUCGCGUGAAAUUUCACACUGAUGCCAUAAUGAAAAUGGUCGCUCUUGCGUUUUAUUUUUAGUUUUUUCAACAGUUCUGAUGUGUGAAACUGCAAAUUGCACUGUUAAUAAUUUGCCUUUCAUACGUUUCCCAGUUCCUGGUGGACUUUACCAAAACAGUAUAUAUACUACAGAACUGUAUCGAUCAGGAGAGAGUGUUUUGGUGUUAAAGUGUUGAAUAGUGAAAGUUUUGCCGCCAUUGGCAGAUGAAGAGUGUGGAAUGUGAUAACGGUGACAGCGUGAGAACAGUGUGUUUUACGAAACCUCACAGCUGCCACUGGCAUUAUUAUUGACAAAACAAUGUUUUUGUUUCUGUUUUCUUGUUAUGAAUACCCAUGAAUUUAGACAUAAUGCCAUCAUUUUAUUUAUUAUGUAUACUGUCAUAAUCACCUGUUGGUUAAAGACUAUUCAAAUGUUUUGAACAUAAGCUUUUGGAAAGAUUUUUUUUUUUUUUUAGCAUUUUGAGGUUUGCAUAAAAUGCAUUUCAAAGGUAUUUUUAAGGCAGUAUAGUGCAUUUAUAAUUCUUUUACAAUAACUGUUAUAAAACCACACUUACAUGAAUUAUUAUAUUUUGUAAUUAUUUUAUAAUGUAAUAACCCUUAAAGUGCAUUUAAACACAUGAUGAUCGACAUCAGAAUUCAAAUUCACCAAAAGUGAUUGCAAUGUAUAUUAUAAGGUAUUAUGUAAUACUUUAUGAAGCAUUAAACACCUUUAAAAUGCAAUAAAUAUACAUAUUUCAUAGAUAGUGUUACCAUUUUUGAAACAAUGAACAAACUCUGUGAUUAAUUCAAUUUGCUACCUGUUUUAUUUUGAAGUUUUACUUUGAAGCAUUACAUUACAUUUUCCAUAGCAUGUGAGCCAUCUCUAAAACUCAAAACAGGCAUUUAAAUAUCUCGUCUUUCAAAAUCUCUCUCUUCAGUCUGAUGCCAAAACUUCCCCAUUUAUGUCGGUAUUAUUAAGUAUUACAAAACAGCAUAUUCCACAUGUAUACUGUAUGUUUAUUAACUGUUCAUCUGUUGCUACUGUGUCAAACCGAAUAACAUGUCGUUCAGUUCAAUCACUGUAUUGUAUGAAAUAAGCGACGUCUCCAUUCACUGAUACGCACAGAACCAUUGCUCUAUUCUAUAGUCAGACACAUUAAUGUUUAUUUAAGCCAAAGUUUUCCUUAAAUCUUCAGCUUUAGUACUUUUUUAAGUGGAUAUCAGUUUUUAAACAGUAUUUGUUUAUGACUUUUAUAUUACGUGUUUUUGCUUGUCAAACCUCUUAGCACUAACUAAUGAACCAAUCUUAAGGCCUGAAGAAGUGUAAGGCUGUUUUUCAUUUUUUUAUAUGGUGAAAGAUGUUAUGUGAUUAUUUGAAGGUUCUGAUGAGGGCAUUGGUUGUAAUUGCUGUUUAUUCCAAUUUAUUUCCAAUGUUAUGCAACUAGUAGUUCACUUUAAGUACCAGACCAACACUGAAGGGGGCGCCAGAGUACUGUGAAUGAGUGUUCAAAGGCAUAAGAAAUAAUGAUUGUAGCUCUUCUGCAGAAUUAUGCAGAGGUGGAAAAUAGAGUCACUUUGAAAUAACAAUUACUGUCCUGUUGUUUAUUCAUAUUUACAUUUUUUAAUUGCCUCAUUAUGUAAUUAAGUGCUAUACGGAGUUGUCCAGCACUGUUUUGACUUGGGCUGUAUUAAGAUUAGAAUACUGCCAUAUAACUCCUACUACAUUUGCCAAAACAUGCAACCGAACAGAGAACGUUCCAGCAACUAAAGGCUAAAGUUUAAGAACGAAUGUUGUUAACAAUGUUAAUUAAACAUAUUUACAAUGUUACUAGCAUAAUAGGGAACACCCUUAAAAUGUUAUUAGUAUAAACAAAUGUUUUAUUAAAAGUUAUUAUUCUAAAAAGGUUUUCACGUUUUCAGGAAUGUUAUGCUAACCUUUAAAUAACCUUCUACUUUUGUUAAGAAUACUGGAUAUAUUUAUGUUCACACAACCACAAUGUAACGUUUGGAAAAUGUUUUAAGAACUUGUUAAAGAAUUUGUUAGCUGUUCGCUAAUCAUUUUUAACGUGACAGAUUAUUUGAUUAGACUUCUAAACGUUAAGGCAUUUUUACACAAACUUGGAUUAUAAUUUUUUAAUUGACCAUAUUUAUUUCUGGGAUGAAAACUGGAUGACACUCUGAAUUAAAAAUGCAACUUAAUGAGGUCAUGUGAUGACAAUUUUUGAAACAUUUAUCGUUACACAUUACACUUUUUCACAUACUACAUAUGGUAAAAUAGUACGCAGUGUACAGUAUAUACUGUGCAUUCAGAAGUACGCUACGUUUUACAUUGUUUUGGCAAAAUGUGUUGCAUCUCUGUAUGUCAGUUGAUUCCAUUUUAAUUGGAUUUCCCUUAAAAUGUUUAUUACUUGUUGAUCAGCUGUUUUUCAAAAACACAAAUUCAAGAAAAGAAAUGAGAAUUAAGAAAAUGAGAAAUGUCAUUUUAAAACUCAUGCCAUAUAUUAACGUAUCAUGUGUGUUUAACAUGAUAAGCUGUAUUUGAGUGACAUAUUUCUGAAAAAGAGCCCUAAGCUUUAGGUUUAUUGUCAUGUCAUGAGUAUGAUAACCUUGUGUUUGUGUUCAUGAGUGAAGUUGUAGAUACAUGUUAGAGAUGUGUUCAAGUAUCCUGUUUGUGUAGUUGUCUGCAUGUAUGUAUGUAAUUUCGAGUGCAUACGAACACACUUUUACUGAUUUGACUGUCAUCAUAUUUCAUUUGGAGUGUUUUAUCUUUCAAAGACAGUUAAUUGGUUUUGAUUGUUUGGCUUCUUUGGUAAGUUUGAUUGAGAUCAGCUUGAAUAAAAGUACUAAGAGUUAUUUUGAAAUCGUUUUUGAAAGAUUUCUUUAAUUAAUUAUUUUAUUAUAGCUGCCUUUAAGAUUAUGGGUAUGUUUAAAGUAUCUUUUUUGUUCAGCCCAAGGUGGUUUGUUGAUACCAGCUGGUUCCCAUCUAAGACUUUUUGGUUAACAGAAUGUUCUGAAUAUGUUAGUUUUUUGGUUUCCAGAACAUUCUCAAAAUGGACAUUCUAACGUUCUCUUUAGGUAAGCCAGGAAAGCUUUUUUUAUUUAUUUUUUUUAAUUCUAAAUAGUAUGUUCCCUGUAAGUUUGGAGAAUGUUCUCCUAACAUUCUCCUUAUGUUUUUCUAACCUCUGUAUUCUGAUAUCCUUUCUGCAACCCUGUAGUACAUCAAUAAUAAAUCUACAAUUCUUUGUCGUGUUCUGAUCCAUUGUUUAAUUAAUCAUUAAAAUAAAUUAAACAUCAUCAACCCUGCAGUGUUCUUGGAAGGUUAGUUCAAGGUUAUAAAAAUAACCAUUAGAAUACAUUCUUUAUAAGUUCUUUUUACUGUAGGUUAUCACACAAAAACCUCCCUGCAACGUUCCCAGAACGUUAGUUUAUGGUUAUAAAAAAAAUAGAACCUAAAGAAUGUUCUAGAAUGUUAAGAAUUGGUUCCCAAAACAAUAACCAAAUGGGAAUCAUAUGCUUAAGGAAAACAUUCUGUGUUUGCUGGGUUUAAGCUGCCCUAAACCCCUCUAAGACCAUCAAACCAGACCAGCUUGUCCAGCAAACCACCUUAGACUGGUUUAAGCUGUUUUUUUUUUUUUUAUCUGGGAAGAAAUCAAAAGCUUUGCUUUGUGUUGGUUGCACAGUUUUGAUGAACAUCAAACCAGUUUAGCAGCUGGACUGAAGUGGCCCAAAUUCAGAGCUGCUGAUUGGCCGAUUAUAAUCCAUAAGACAUAUAGGUCUGAGAAAAUUGUCUUAUUUUGAAUUGAAGAUGUGCCAUGAAUGGACACUGCGUUUGGAAUUGUAUUAGGAUUAGAUGAGCGACGUAAUCUGAGGUGAUAACAUUUAAAGCCUUGGCAGACACCGGACAUAUUUGAGGUGGAGAAUAUUCCAAUAUAUUAUGCCGACACAAUCCUGACAGACAUUCUCUCAGCCUACUUGGACUGUUACCUGUGUCUGUUUCUUUUAUGAAAACCUAGUCAAAGAAGUUUGGUCUGUCACUUUUUUCUGUAUCCCAGUGAUUGCAUGCAAAAAUGCACCUCCUCUUGGAUUUGACAAUCCUUCUUUUAUGCCACUCAGCAGGAAGUGACAUUUGUAAAUAGUGUACUAUAUGUUCUUUUUUCAUUUUGUAACAGCAAACAGCAGUGCUGUCUAGCACUUCUAUUUAUGUACAAAUGCUCCUCUGUAUAACACUCUGCAGUCCGUUGGAAUAAAAAUGUUUUGCAAUAAAGGUAUUCUUGUGUCACUACUUACUAAAUUGAAAAACUCCUUAUGAGAGCAACAAGCCAUGAGAAUUGCAGUGAUUUAACAUG
Messenger RNA from Myxocyprinus asiaticus (Chinese sucker), 6444 nucleotides. RefSeq names its product transmembrane protein 170B-like. Gene Ontology annotation, biological process: negative regulation of canonical Wnt signaling pathway. The record is from RefSeq and is a predicted model, not a curated record. Lineage: Eukaryota; Metazoa; Chordata; Actinopteri; Cypriniformes; Catostomidae. The coding region runs from base 142 to 597 and encodes 151 amino acids. The transcript is spliced from 3 exons. Gene Ontology annotation, cellular component: plasma membrane.